AUGUCUAUAGUAGUAUUCUUAGCAGUUGUGACUGCUACUCUGAUUCUUUCAAAAGCCAUCUAUAACUAUUGCUGCAAAGCAAGAAGUGCAGCCUCAAGGAGGCGCAAUGGAUUUGAUAAUUCAGAAGAUGAUAUCUCAAUUGUGGUCCCCGUGGGUUUGGAUAAAGAAAGUUUGAAUGCUCUGCCAAUUGUUGAAUACAAACCAGAGAAUCCUAAAGCCGGGUUAGAAUGUGCGGUCUGUUUAUCAGAAUUUGAAGAGAAUGAAAAGCUCAGGGUAUUGCCCAGCUGCAACCACGGAUUUCAUACCGAAUGUAUUGAUAUGUGGCUGCAUUCACACACUAGUUGUCCUCUCUGUAGAACAACCGUGCAACCCAUUAUGACCUCAAAUGGGUUGAAGUCAGUGAAUGGUGAAGAAGAGUUUCAUACAGACAAUUCACUGGGAGAUCAACCCAUUUCUUCAAAUAUUGACCUAAGUAAUGAAACUGUUGUUCAUGGGCAUCUGGUGAGGGGCCAAAGAAGCUGUGGCAGAGUGCAGUACCUGAUCCCAUCAAUCUUAGAUUUAAGGGCGACGGAGAAUGAGAUGGAUCAAGGAUUACAUGAUGGAAGGCUAUCGCCUCACAUUACCAUUGAAAUUGAGUUUUACUAG
This is a messenger RNA of Cryptomeria japonica (Japanese cedar), 645 nucleotides long. RefSeq names its product RING-H2 finger protein ATL74. The coding region runs from base 1 to 645 and encodes 214 amino acids. The transcript has a single exon. The record is from RefSeq and is a predicted model, not a curated record. Lineage: Eukaryota; Viridiplantae; Streptophyta; Pinopsida; Cupressales; Cupressaceae.